AUGUCAAGACUUAAUUCAACAAAUGAAUUGCCUACAUACUUUGUUCCUAAGCCAAUUUACGAUCAGGCUAUGGACGACAUUGAGAAGAAAUCUGAGUCACAUAAUAAGAAACCAAAAUUUAUAAUAUCUCAUUGUCAUCUAAAAAGAUACAGAUAUUUUAAUACCCAGGAACCGGCACAAAGUCAUGCAAAUACAUUAGAAGCUGCACAUCAAGCAUUUGAGGACAGAAAUUUUAGAGUAUUAUAUGAAAUCAUCCAUAAAGGACUUGAUAAACGGGAUUUAUAUAUCUCAACACAACUUUUUGAGUACUUGUAUGCUGCAAUAGAAAUAGAUCCAAAGAUCACAAACAGACAUGAGAUGCUGGUCAAUGCUGUAAAAGGAUAUAAAGUACUGAACAAUGACGAAGAAGCGGAAGAUUUCAUCAAAAGAGCUCAUUUGUUAAUUAAGUUUAAGAAAGAUAACAACACCGAUGAGUCUAGUGAUAUUGAGAAGGAAGAACCUUUAAACAUUAAAGAUGAAAUGAUUAGUGAUGAGGAUUUUUAA
Messenger RNA from Chironomus riparius, 543 nucleotides. The record is from the annotation of a GenBank genome assembly. Lineage: Eukaryota; Metazoa; Arthropoda; Insecta; Diptera; Chironomidae.